GAUGUCGUCGCCGUCGCCGCCCGCGCCAGUUGCCUGCGCCGCCAUCUCGGCCUCGGAGAAAGUGGACGGCUUCACCCGGAAAUCGGUGCGCAAGGCGCAGAGGCAGAAGCGCUCGCAGGGCUCGUCGCAGUUCCGCAGCCAGGGCAGCCAGGCGGAGCUGCACCCCCUGCCCCAGCUCAAAGAUGCCACUUCAAACGAGCAGCAGGAGCUCUUCUGCCAGAAGCUGCAGCAGUGCUGUGUGCUGUUUGAUUUCAUGGACUCUGUUUCAGACUUGAAGAGCAAAGAAAUCAAAAGAGCAACACUGAAUGAACUGGUUGAGUAUGUUUCAACUAAUCGUGGUGUAAUUGUUGAAUCAGCGUAUUCUGAUAUAGUAAAAAUGAUCAGUGCUAACAUCUUCCGUACGCUUCCUCCAAGUGAUAACCCAGAUUUUGAUCCAGAAGAGGACGAGCCCACACUUGAGGCCUCUUGGCCUCACAUACAGCUGGUGUAUGAAUUCUUCUUGAGAUUCUUGGAGAGCCCUGAUUUCCAGCCUAGCAUUGCAAAGCGAUACAUUGAUCAGAAGUUUGUACAACAGCUCCUGGAGCUUUUUGAUAGUGAAGACCCGAGAGAGCGCGACUUCCUGAAGACCGUUCUGCAUCGGAUCUAUGGGAAGUUUCUUGGGCUGAGAGCAUUCAUCAGAAAGCAAAUUAACAACAUUUUCCUCAGGUUUAUAUAUGAAACAGAGCAUUUCAAUGGUGUGGCCGAGCUCCUUGAAAUACUAGGAAGCAUCAUCAAUGGCUUUGCAUUGCCACUGAAAGCCGAGCAUAAGCAGUUCCUAAUGAAGGUUCUUAUUCCUAUGCACACUGCGAAAGGACUGGCUUUGUUUCACGCUCAGCUGGCGUACUGUGUCGUGCAGUUCCUGGAGAAAGACACAACACUGACAGAGCCUGUUAUCAGAGGACUGCUGAAAUUUUGGCCAAAAACAUGCAGUCAGAAAGAGGUGAUGUUUUUAGGAGAAAUUGAAGAAAUCUUAGAUGUCAUUGAGCCAACACAAUUCAAAAAAAUUGAAGAGCCCCUUUUUAAGCAGAUGUCCAAGUGCGUCUCCAGUUCUCACUUUCAGGUUGCAGAAAGAGCACUGUACUUCUGGAAUAAUGAAUAUAUUCUUAGUUUGAUUGAAGAGAAUAUUGAUAAAAUUCUGCCAAUUAUGUUUGCCAGUUUGUAUAAAAUUUCCAAAGAACACUGGAAUCAGACCAUCGUAGCACUUGUGUAUAACGUGCUGAAAACCCUGAUGGAGAUGAACGGCAAGCUUUUUGAUGAUCUUACUAGUUCCUACAAAGCCGAGAGACAGAGAGAGAAAAAGAAAGAAUUGGAACGCGAAGAAUUAUGGAAAAAACUAGAGGAGCUGAAGCUCAAGAAGGCGCUGGAGAAGCAGAACAGCGCAUACAGCAUGCACGGCCUUCUCGGCUGCAACACCGGUGCCAAGUAAGAGCAGCCCCGCCUCUGCUGGGAUAUAUCAAACUUCAGAGCAACCUCAUCAGUAUAAUAUAAUUAGGAGGCCAGGUCUUCCCGGCGAGCGUAAGCAAAAGAAGUACGGACUAAACGUAGCCCUGUGCUGACCAUGGCCACAGUAUAUUGUAACCUGUCUAAUCAUCGACUGUCACUUACCGUCUGCGUUACGAGUGAGGUGAUUGAUUGCGGGAGUGGUGGGAAUCGCGCUGCACACAGAGCAAGCCGUCCUCUGUGCUCUCACACUGCUGCAGACCUUAGUUACGUCUCGGGAGAGCACCUCCGUAACAUAAACGGAGGUGUUGUCCUUCCCUCUCCUACAGAGAUGGCGGGAUAAAAGCCCAACCUCCUUAAAGAUACUGCCGAACUCUGGGGUCUGCAACACCUACGUUUCCAGGCUUCUGAAGCACAAAGUAUUAAAGCUGGGGGAAAGUAAACCAAAAUUAUGUUCCCAAAUACCCCCUUCAGCAACAGCACCCCAGAGUGUGACAAUGUAGCAUCAGUGGGUGGACCCUAGGCUCACCUCUCCUUCAUUCCUCUCCUCUCCAAGGCUGGAGGCAGGGCCUUCCCAGUCCGCGACUGCCCAACCCCAGCCCGCCUGCGGGGUGGAGGCUCUGAGUCCCACGGUGUGAUGCAGACAGCCAGCUGUCACUGCCUGGCUUUAUGUAAAGGAAAUGCAUUGACUUUGUAGAGGCCAUGUACGUUCUUACCUGGUCAGGUAUUUCUCACAUGUUGUUAUCAGUACCAUUCCAACCUCUUGCCUUGCUGUUGUACGGAAAACUGUUUUAUAAUGAAAGACCUUCACUGGGGACUGAGCAGCAUUUAAUAAAGUCUAUGUUUGUAUUUUGCCUUA
Messenger RNA from Myodes glareolus (Bank vole), 2338 nucleotides. RefSeq names its product protein phosphatase 2 regulatory subunit B'alpha (gene Ppp2r5a). The record is from RefSeq and is a predicted model, not a curated record. Gene Ontology annotation, molecular function: protein phosphatase activator activity. Gene Ontology annotation, biological process: protein dephosphorylation; signal transduction. Gene Ontology annotation, cellular component: protein phosphatase type 2A complex; nucleus; cytosol. NCBI's taxonomy places the organism in Eukaryota, Metazoa, Chordata, Mammalia, Rodentia, Cricetidae.